This is a messenger RNA of Lottia gigantea (owl limpet), 3321 nucleotides long. RefSeq lists its product as hypothetical. The coding region runs from base 1 to 3321 and encodes 1106 amino acids. Lineage: Eukaryota; Metazoa; Mollusca; Gastropoda; Lottiidae. The transcript is spliced from 4 exons. The record is from RefSeq and is a predicted model, not a curated record.
AUGUCAACAGAAGAAGAAACCUCAUUCUUCCACACUUUAUCAGACCAAUUAAGUAGGCUUACAAAUUCAAUAUCGACUAAUGGGGUGGUAACAAUAAUAGACUCUUUUGAGGGGGAUCCCAAAGCCUUUAGGGAAUGGACGAGAUCCAUUGAAAAGUAUGCAGUGUUAGCAUCCAUUCCAACUGAGAGAAUGAAAUUGAUCGCUUAUCAAACGAGUAAAGGGGUGGUGUCUAAUUUUAUUAGGCGCUAUCUCGAUACCCAUCCCACAGCAGAUUGGCCUACGCUAAAGGAUGAACUCUCGGCGCUUUUUGCAGAAGUAACUGAUGCACAACAUGCUUUCGCGUUACUCCGAAAAGUUAAACAAAAUCAUAAUGAAAAUGUACAAUGUUUUGGUGAGCGACUUUUGGUAUUAGCGGCGGAAGCAUAUUCAGGAACAUCGUCGUUAGAAAUAGAAAGGCAACUUGUAGGGUUCUUUGUUGACGGAUUAAAAGAAAAUUAUUUAAAAUUGAAAAUUCUACGGGAAAAUCCCAAAACUUUGCAAUUAGCGGUGACCUUAGCCAUGGGUGAGCAAAAUUUGAGAACACAGUUCGCUUUAAGAACAGGAAGUAGUUACCCGCGUAACGAAGAUAGUUCUAGCCGAGACGAACCCAUGGAGGUUGACCAUUUCCGACCCAGGAAAUGCAGAAUUUGCUAUAGACAUGGACAUGAGGCAAAAGAUUGCCGACGAAAACCUAACAAUAGACAUGUUAACAGUGCGGACUCAUUUAAGGAAUCCCGUCCUCCAAUUAAAUGUUGGAGAGAUCCAGUGUUACCGUUAGACAAUAUUCUCAAACAUAGACGUAAGUUUUUAGGUGAAGUAUCGUAUAGAAUUAAGAGUCAACUCACAGGCAAAACGACCAAAGCUCAUGCAGAGCAAUUACGGUUGGCUAAAAUAGACGAAUGGGACAUUCCAACUGAUGAACAAAGACUUAGACAGGCUAAGUAUGUAGAACCCCUCUCUGAUUCGAGUUCUGAGGGCUCUGCUUCGGAGUAUUCCGAAAACGAUGAGUUACCCUUAGCUCAGUUAAUCAAAAAGUACAGACGUGUACGUGAAAACUCCUCCAGUGAGAGCGAUAUACCUCUCAUGGAAUUAGCUCAAAGGAUAAGAGCACAAGAUAACGAUGUUAGCGACGAUAGUAAUGUAGAAAGUAAAUCGUCGUCAGAGAGAAUGCGUUGUAUUUGGUUAUUAUUAUUACCUGUUUAUGGUAUCACUGCGGCAACCAAGGUUUCUCAGAAUGUACUCUUUCGACCAGUACAUCAGGUAUCCACAAGUCGGUCUAAAUGGCUCUUGACCCUGGUCCAUGAUAUAACUCCGUUUACGAAGUUCACCAGUGACCUUGCCAUUGACAUAGGACGUACUUUACUCACUGUAGACGAAAUAAUGACGAAUUAUUCUGUAGGGAACAAUAGUUUAGAAUAUGAAAAUACGUUUGGCAAAUUAAAGAUCGAGGUAAUAACUCUUCGAGACGAGAUAGAAGAUCUACUGGAUGGUGUGCAAGACUAUAGAGCACUGUCCAUGAAACAUGCUAGGCCAAAAAGAGCUCUUAUUCCAUUUGUAGGCAAAGCGUUAAGUUGGUUGUUCGGUACUGUCAGUACCGACGAUUUAAAUGUCAUAAGAAGUAAUAUCGAUACGCUAGCUAAUAACCAACAAGCUAUUCAACAUGUAGUUGCUGAAAGCUUGUCUAUAUUAAAUGUAUCACGCUUACAUAUUUCAGAAAAUAGGCAACAAGUUAAUGUAUUAUCAGAUAGUUUACGAAACUUGGAUAUCAAGAUAAAAAACGUGGUUCGGCAAUUUAAAAAGAAACUAGUAAGUUCAGAAGGAUUUCUUCAUCUAUAUUUAAGGAUGAAGUUAGUUCUUGAUGACCUCAAAAACAUGUACCUUCGAGCAGAAAUGUACGCAUCAGAAAUCAAACUUCAACUUAACAUGCUUUCCUUAGGACAUUUGUCACCAAGUGUAUUGACUCCCGGAAGUCUCCGCAAACUAUUACUCGAAAUUCAAUCCCACCUACCUCCGAGUGUACGACUUCCGGCAAAUCCUAAGAAAAACCUUUGGCAUUACUACCGAAUUUUAAACUGUGUAACGAUAAUCGAAAAUAAUAAGAUCAUUGUUGUGUUGAAUAUACCCUUAUUAGAUUCCGAUCGCGUAUUUGAAAUUUAUAAAAUUCAUAAUUUACCAUUACCUAUGACGAACAAAUUAAUUUUAUCGAAGUCUAAAGCGACCUUUAAAAUGGUAGCCUCAUAUCGGCUCGAGGCUGAGGUCAUCGCAGUUAAUACUGAUAGAACAAAAUAUGCAAUUCUAGAUUCUGACGAAUUCACUAAAUGUUCAGACCCAUUGGCUGGAUUUUGCCAAAUUACAAGUCCUAUCUACCCUAUUAAUUUGUCACAACUCUGUAUAGUUGCCUUGUUUACGGAAAAUCGAGAGAAGAUACGCCAAUUAUGUAAAGUCUUUAUUAAGCCGAACUGUAUUUUACCAGUGGCAACAUAUUUAACAAACGGUAUGUGGAUGGUUGUCACGCACCGACCAAUCCGAUUUUCAAUUGUAUGUCAUCAGACUAGUUUCGUACACCAGUCUGUCGUGAUACGGCCACCGAUACAAUCGAUCACCUUACCACAAUCAUGUAAGGCUCAAAAUGAUUUUCUAGAACUACCCGCACACUUUUCGAACGAAAGUUCAUACAUGGAUUCCACGUCCUUCCCAAACGUGACUGCUAUUUUUGAGAAAACAAUUCAAGACCUUUGGCAACCUUAUAUCACCAAAUUCGAGAAUUACUCACUUACAAAAUUACCACCCAAAUUAGAACAUAUUACUGAUAUCCCAAUGAAGGAACUAACGUACGAAAUUGAGAAUUUACAGAAAUUAGAGCAUGAAGCUACAGAAAAAUGGCCACUUUGGAAAAUCGCUGCUAUUAGCAUAGCAGUAAUAACGGGUAUUUUGAUACUCUUUGUCUUUAUAAAAUAUUGUUUAGUAGGAAGAAUGGGGCAUAGGUUUCUGUCGGUUCUUCGAACUCGGACUGCUCAUGGGCGGGGAAACAAAAGGUCUUCCGAUGUGGAGUUGCGCACUAUACCUUCCGCUCCAAAUGAUGAACCAACAUCUCGACCUGGUCCUACGGUUCCUCUACUUCCUAACAACAUGUACCCGCCAAUCCCUAGACCGAGGGAUGAUCCUCCAACCCCAUCUGAUGAAUCCAGUAUUCCUCUACCUAAAGGAAGAAUGACCAUAGAUUAUUUAUUAAAGUUGGCACAAAGCCGAAAUGCUGCCAAAGCCCAAGAAUCUACAACGUAA